AUGGCCGCUCCGACCGUCAUUUUCCGUGUUCGUCAAAUAGCAGAGAGGUCAGGUCGUCGGUCCGAUCAAGUCCGCAUUAUGGCCGUCUCAAAACCUAAACCAGUCUCUCAUAUCAGGCAAGUUCACAACGUCGGUCACCGUUGUUUUGGCGAAAGCUACAUUCAGGAGAUGAAUGAAAGAGCACCACAACUUCCAAAAGACCUUGAAUGGUAUUUUAUGGAGCAUUUGCGAAGCAAUCAGAUGAAACAACCCUUAGCUACAGUCCUCAAUCUGGCCAUGGUUGAAGGUGUAAAUAAUGAGAAGAAAGAACUUGAAGGUUCUGGUUCAAAAAGAUCCUCUGAGGCCGAGACUCUCGCUGUCGGCGGCAUCGAGACUUUCCUCUUUGAACGCAGCCCCGCCUCCUCCAAACCCUGCGGCGGCGCCAUCCCCCUCUGCAUGCUCGAAGAGUUCUCCAUUCCGCCGGAGCUAGUAGACCGGAGAGCACCCGCAGUCGCAGCCUCAGGCGCAGGCGCAGGUGCAACAUCCUGUGACGAUGCCGGUGCCACCCCAGACGACUCAUCCUUCAUUGAGGGUUGUGAAACCAGAAUCCCUAAGAUCACGACCAAGGCCCAAUAUUGA
This is a messenger RNA of Vitis riparia (riverbank grape), 618 nucleotides long. RefSeq names its product pyridoxal phosphate homeostasis protein-like. The transcript has 2 exons. Gene Ontology annotation, molecular function: pyridoxal phosphate binding. Bases 1 to 618 code for a protein of 205 amino acids. The record is from RefSeq and is a predicted model, not a curated record. NCBI's taxonomy places the organism in Eukaryota, Viridiplantae, Streptophyta, Magnoliopsida, Vitales, Vitaceae. Gene Ontology annotation, cellular component: intracellular anatomical structure.